Molecule: messenger RNA, 813 nt
Organism: Eutrema salsugineum
Lineage: Eukaryota; Viridiplantae; Streptophyta; Magnoliopsida; Brassicales; Brassicaceae
Exons: 4
Coding region: 1-813 (270 amino acids)
Molecular function (GO): nucleic acid binding
Source: RefSeq, a predicted model, not a curated record
AUGUUGCACCAGACCCUCCCAGACGGUAUCGGCCAUUGGCGCCGGCUUGGCCUUGUUGCCGUCGACCUCCCACUUCUGCUUCUAGUUGGAAACGGCUGUACCGGGGCUGCGGCUGGUGCUGGGGCUGCUGGUUCGGCUGGUGGUGGUGGAGGCGGUGCUGGCUGUGGUACAACGACCGGUUGUGAAACCGUUUGUUAUGUUCCCGAGGACUCCGAGAUGACGGACCCUGUAGCUGAGGCAGACGGAGCGAUAAAGGAGAUCCUGGAGAAGACAGUGGGUAAAACUUGGAAGGAUUGGGCUGCGAAGUUGGACGAUGCACUCUGGGCAUACAGCACAGCAUUCAAAACACCUCUAGGCACCACACCUUUCCACCUGCUCUAUGGAAAGCCCUGUCACCUUCCAGUGGAGAUCAAACACAAAGCAGCCUGGGCGAUAAAGCUGAUGAAUUUCGACAUCAAGUCUGCUGCAGAAAGGAGACUGAUACAGCUGAAUGAGUUGGACGAAAUCAGACACCAUGCCUAUGAGAAUUCGAAGCUGUACAAGGAGAGGACUAAGGCGUAUCACGAUUCGAAAAUCCUCUCCAGGCAAUUCGAACCGAAUGAUCAGGUACUCCUGUACAACUCUCGUUUGCAAUUGUUUCCUGAUAAACUUCGUUCUCGAUGGUCAGGUCCUUUCAUAGUCAAAGAGGUUCGCCCCUUUGGUGCCAUCGUCCUCCUCACACCAGAUGGUAGCAGGGAAUUCACAGUGAAUGGACAAAGGGUGAAACACUACUGGGCCAAAGCUGAGAUUCCACAUCGUUCCUCUGGAUGGUGA